Molecule: messenger RNA, 502 nt
Organism: Amoebophrya sp. A120
Lineage: Eukaryota; Dinophyceae; Syndiniales; Amoebophryaceae
Source: the annotation of a GenBank genome assembly
GAAAUACUUCAAAAUGCAAACUCUUUUUGUAGCGCGAUCUGGCCUCCUAAGUACGACAAUGCUGCGGCAGGAAAAGAACAACGUUCGUCACAGUCACACGCGGCUGUAGUUCCAGACGGUGAGUAUAAUCCCCAGCCAACGUCGUCGCAAGGAUUAUUCCAUUUGCCACGCAGUGAACACGAGCAGUCGGCGCGGUCUACACAGGCCACCGCGGCAGAGCUCUUGUUUUUGUCUGCAGAAGCACUUGACAAACUAACUCAGGCGCGGGCACGCCGGUUUCGAAAACGCACGCUGUGGCGCAGACCGCACCUUCUUGCGAGGAAUGUGUCUGCCGUGGCGGAAGUUCUGUCAGCGCCUGUACGGUGGAAAACGAAUCAAACAGUGAAGGAGCCUGGUGUAGUAGCGUUGCAAUCGGAUCAUGAUCCUACGGCAUCUUCAAAAUCACCGCCAAAAAGUACUAGCUCCGCCGGACAAUUACAGAAGUUUCUAGAACGCUCACACC